GUCUUGUCAUGAGAGGACCGGUUGAGCAGAGCCCAGCGCAUGUGGUUAGUUCACGUCUGGACGAGGCUUCAGCUUCUGCUGUGUUCAUUAGGGAGGUUUGCGGUGUGGGUCUGUCUGUGUGGAGAAACUAAUGAAGGGACACUGAAACACCAGCAGGUACUGCACAGACCUCCUACGCAAGUCAGUCCCUCAGAGCUGCAAGAUGUGUUCCAGGAAACCUCCUCUAACAUCUUUCAGAUCAAUGCUAACGUGGUAACACUUGAGAAGAACCUUCCAUCGCUGGGAACAUCCAGAGACACAGCAGAGCUACGGCAGAGUUUACAUUCCACACAGCAGCAAACCAAUAAACUCAUAACAAGCACAAGCCAACUUGUUAAACAGCUCACUGACAUCAUCAGCGGGUCUUCACGGCAAGACAGGCUCCGUCUGACGAGACUCAAGACAGAGCUAUCAGAUUCUUUGCAGCAAUAUGGAGACCUGCAGAAGAAAAUUGCAGAUCGUUCGAGGGCCUUGCUUCCUCCUGCACAAAAGGACAGGAAACAGAGCCUACAGACUUCAUUCAGUGAACUGGUUGAAGAGGGACCAUUGUUCGGAGCAGGGGAGGGCAUUGAGGGUGACGGACAAGCAUUCCUGUCAGAGAUCAGUGAAGAAGAUGUGGAGAUCCUGAGGCAGAGAGAAGAAGCACUGCUGCAGAUUGAGAUGGAUAUACAACAUUUUUUGUCGUGCGGGAGUAGGUCUGCAAAUGAGCAACAGUCAGGCCGUCUGAUGACUUACAGUCACUCUCACAUUGGCUCCUGUCACUCUGCGCUCCUGCAAAACUUCCUGAUGUGUUGCAUUCAUAGAAGUGUCAUUCAUCUUCUGUUUGGGAGAGUGUGUUUUUUCCAUGACUUCUAGCCUUAUCAGUCCACACACUUAAUAGUGCGGCUGCUGCGGUUCCUGUCAGCGGCUCUCGCUGAAGUGUGUGCGCGUCUGUGGUGAAAAGCAGACCUGUGUGUCAGAGGCAGCAGAUGUCUGAGAUUUUUUAUCUAAUGAAACAAAGGCAGACCCUUUGAGUCCUGUCAGAUUUGUGUUUGCACGCUUCCUCCCUAUAUCUACCUCCCUCGUCUGUAUCUUUCUCUUUCCAAAUAAAAACAGAAUGAUGUUAGACAUGAGCAACCUAAUCGUGGCACUAGGAAAAGAGCAGCAAUCUGAUGGCUAUGUUUCAGAAAUGAAAACCAGGCACAUUUCUAAUUCCUCAGAAUAUGAAUUUGCAUUGCCAUUAUUGAUCAAUUGUAAUUUCAUGUAUAUUGACCAUGAUAAAUAUAGUACAUUGUGCAUUGCAUUUUUUCUAAAUCAAAAUAAAUAUUAAGCAUUACAGCUGUUUUCAACACUGUUAAUAAUAAAAAAACAUUCUUGAACAACAAAUUAGCAUAUUAGAAUGAUUUCUGAAGGAUCAUGUGACACUGAAGACCGGAGUAAUGAUGCUGAACAGCUUUGCCUUAGAAAUAAAUUACUUUUUAAAAUAUAUUACAAAAUAAAAGUAAUUUUAAAUUAUAAUAUUAUUACACAAUACUGUUUUGGUUAAAUAAACACACCCGCUGAUGAGGAUAAGAGACUUAUUAGAAUGAUUUCUGAAGGAUCAUGUGACACUGAACACAAGAGUAAUGAUGCUGAAAAUUCAGAUUUACCUUCACAGGAAUAAGAUAUAUUUAAAACUAUAUAACAACAGAAAAAAAGCUGUUUAGUUUGUUUAGGUCUUUAAGUAAUUUCUUCAUAUUUCAUCAGACAUUUUUCCCCACAGACUUCCCUCACAGUGUGUCGCACUGUGACUUAGUGCUUUGAAUUAUUCUGAAUUCAGUGCCUGUUUGCUACAAAUCCAGUUCUCAAAGGGGAUGCAGCUCCACGGAGAUUAAGGAGCCAUUCUAAACAUUACAGUAAAUGAACUUAUGAUUGCUUUAACUAGAUGUGUAUUGUGCUGUUUUUUCUUCACCAUCCUUUAAGUUUCUCCCAUCUAAUCAACUGUAAUGACACUUCAUAUCCUGUUGUUUCUACACACCGAAUUUAGACUGUGCCCAUGCUUUGGUGGGGAAAAUAAAUAUGUUGCUCUGUGAUGGUGCUGACGGCCAGAGACAGAAAAUGCAGAAACUCUUUAGUAAUGUGUGAUUUGGGGCCAUUUUGGCUCCGGCCAAACGGUUUGUGCCAAGAGCCAGGAUGGCUGCCAGUUUCCCAAACAAUUGCAGACACCUGUGAUGAAUGGCUCAAUGGUUUAAGCUCCACUGACCCAGCUGCACUUGCAUAGGGUUGUGUAUGGAGAAAAAAAGGCCUGUGAGCAGGAGAUAGACUCAGGCUUCAGAAGACAACAUGUUGCUUCAGGCCUGUGUAGAGGGAAUUUUGACAUGAAACAGCACCAGAAGAACAGGUUUGGUUUAAACAUGUUAGUUGUCUAUGUUGUAUGUGUUUUAUAUGUUAUGGCUGAGUAUAUUGUGAUUGCGUUGUCACAAUAGUUGCCAACAGCUAUACCAACAUUUCACAAUUUUUUUUUUUCUUUUACAUUUUUCCUAUAUUGAAUAAAAACAGCAUCUUUUAAAAUGUAAAAAUAUUAAUCAUAAUUUUUAUCAGUAUUAAUUAAUUAUUUUUUUUUUGUAAAUAUUCAUUAUCAUUAAGUUUUAUUUGAGUUUUAGUAUUUUAGGGGCACCGAUAACAAAACUAAAUUUUUGAUACCAAUUUGAAUUAUCUAUUGAAUAAAAACAGCAUCUUUUAAACUUUAAAGCAUAAAAAUAAAUGUCAAAUAUUAAUACUGACAAAUUUCAGGACCAUUAUAAUUCUGACAUUUACCAUUUUUAUUUAUUUAUUUUAUUUUAGUUUUAGU
Carassius gibelio (silver crucian carp) is the source of this 2848-nucleotide messenger RNA. RefSeq names its product t-SNARE domain-containing protein 1-like. The transcript has 9 exons. The record is from RefSeq and is a predicted model, not a curated record. Gene Ontology annotation, cellular component: membrane; endomembrane system; SNARE complex. The coding region runs from base 40 to 894 and encodes 284 amino acids. Lineage: Eukaryota; Metazoa; Chordata; Actinopteri; Cypriniformes; Cyprinidae. Gene Ontology annotation, biological process: vesicle-mediated transport; intracellular protein transport; vesicle fusion. Gene Ontology annotation, molecular function: SNARE binding; SNAP receptor activity.